Messenger RNA from Zeugodacus cucurbitae (melon fly), 3772 nucleotides. RefSeq names its product protein rogdi. Gene Ontology annotation, cellular component: RAVE complex. NCBI's taxonomy places the organism in Eukaryota, Metazoa, Arthropoda, Insecta, Diptera, Tephritidae. The record is from RefSeq and is a predicted model, not a curated record. The transcript is spliced from 6 exons. The coding region runs from base 383 to 1090 and encodes 235 amino acids.
UGCAACUGCAAGGGCAAGUUGAAAAGGCCAACAUGUUGGCUCAUAAUGAGAUACGGUCAUCAUUCAAUACAAAUACAAGCAGCUGAAGCUGUAGUUGAUUUUCGCAUCGUAAAACAUGAAAAAAAUAAUCAAUAUAAUGGACAUGAAAUCAACAAAACUAAAAACUAAAACGAAUAAAACUAUUACAACAGAAGCUGUGCUAUUAGUAGUCGGCAGAAUUCUACAGAAAGUCCUAUGUAUAUACAUAUGUUAUUACAUAUAAAUGACUGACAUUGUUUUAACCAAUGAAUUCAAGAUGUGAUAUAAAUUUACCUCUUUACACCCGCGGAAAUCUGUCUCUCUUGUGGCAAAAAAUCAAUAACAAACCGAAUUUGAGUGGGUUAUGCGUGAUGAGGUUCACGCCAUACUUAGGAAGCUACGAGAGAUUUUAGUGGAGUGCGCACGUCGUUUUCCGGUACCAUGUUUUCCUGACAAUGAGGGUAAACGUACUGAAAAAUUUGUAUUAAUGGCGGCACAGGAUCAGUUAAAAUGUUCCGUUACGCUCACUGGAGACAGCAUAACACAAGCUGAUAUUAGCUACAAAUUGAAACGUACAUCCAGUCAAGUGCAACGAACGUCCAUUACACCCGAUGCGCCAUGGAAACUGCAACAGGUGCAAGAUGCGGCAAAUCAUCUACAACAAGCUAUCAAUCAUAUUGAUAAUGUUGAUGGAAAUUAUGCAUUCAAAUCGCGCGAAGAAGUGCUCCAAAUAAUUGGCGAAUUGAUAGGCGCUCUACAGCGUGGUCGAACUAGUCUACUAAUACCAAAGAAAAAGGCAAUAGAUGAACUUAUGAAGGGGCGAAAUAUGAAAUCGCUCACACCUAACCUACCAGAAGAUCAAGCAAUAUCUUUCUUUUUACAAUGCCACAAACUCAUUAUAGCCGUUUAUCAAUUGUUAAAUGUUCAGGGCACUAUGAAAAUGGAGGCCACACAGGCUGAAUGCUCAGUCGGUUGGCUUAAUGAGGUGCUUGUGUUGUUCACCGUUGGCCUAACACUAUGCCAACAGCUCAAGGAUAAAAUUAAUGCAUUUAAAAUGGACGUAUCAAGUUAGUAAAUUACAUGCCAUCAUCAAUACAUUUUGUUGAAUGUAAGUUAAUAUUCAUAUAUAUACAUAUAUAUAUAUUAUGCCAAAGCCAACAUAUAACGUGUGCGGGUACAAACUAUACUAGUACUAUAAAAAAAAAAACAAACUAAACAGUACUAAACACCUAUAUUCUUAAUACCACACACGCAAGUAAUAUAUAAAUGGGUAGUUAAAAAUACGUACAUACAUAUCUACGACGAUAGAAAAAGGCAUGUUAUAAAAAUAUAACUUCCAUUACCGGUGGCGAUAAACUUACAGUAUACUAUGAUGAAGAACGUGUUGCUAAAGAGGGUGGUAACUAAACAAAUUUAUUGAUCUCAACCAGUGCACACAACUUGCGCAUUAUUUUUCAAAAUUUAUUUUUCAAACGAUUUUAGUAUUUUUUUAUAUUUUAUUUAAUUUUUAUAAAAAUUAGAUAAAUCAGUUUUUGGUUUUUUUUUUCUCACCACUUUGAAAAAUUGAUAAAAGUCAGAUGUUAGCUUUUGUUUUUUAGUAAGUGCAUGCUGGUGCUUAGUUCGUCAUGUGUAAGCAAAUAUAUAUAAUGCAAUCAGUUAAGGUUGUAAAAGUUUCUCACCUUUUUGACUUUCAGAUUACAAUUAUCUGUAUCUUUGUACUAAGUUUGGUUCUAGUAAUGGCAAUACACAUACAUACAUUUUGCAUUUUCAGUUAUAAUAUAUGUAAAAUAUUAUAUUUUAAAUAUGCUAAUAUAUACAUUGCAUAUGCUUGCCUAUGUUUUAAUUUUUUGAUCUAUUUACAUCAAUUUAUUUUGGAACAAUUUCUGAUCAAGUUUUGUAGUUUAGGAUAUGUUGAAAAUUUACAUUUUAUUUAACAUUGGAGAAUAAUACGAUUUUGAUCAUUUUAUUUGAUAACAACUUCGUUAUUUCCUCAUAUAACCUCCCUUUAUCUUAACGACAGAACAAUUCCCCAAACAAUUUUAGUAUAUCUACCUGACAGUGCUUGGAUAGCAUAUAAGUCCGCUACGUAGGAACCGUUUUCUUCGUUUUGGUGUCAUAUUGCAUUAUAUAUGUUAUGGGGACUAGGUUCUCUUUCAUUCUAUUUUAUUUUUUGUAGCCUCUCCUUAUUAUUUUAUUUUCAUUGGUCUCCAGAUAUUUUUAAAUUAAAAAUUAUUAAAGCUAAAAAUCAAACUGAAAUGUCAUUAUUGACAUAUUAUUUGCUAUAUACAUACAAAAUGUUCCACAAAUUCAACCCGCUACACAUUUUUUUGAUAAUUUUUUAAAGAUAUUUUUUAUUGCGUUUUCGGGUACAACACCUUUGUAAAAUGUUUCCAAUACAUAAACUAAAUGUCUAAUAAUAUGAACAACACAUGUACAUAUGUACACUUCAAGGGUGUGCUGCCGUUAGUAAUAUUAAGCUACAAGAAGCAACAUAUAAUAUGUAUGUAUGUAUAUCAGCAACAGCAAUAAGCAGUAGCAAUGACACAAGCAAAAGCAGUUAUUCAACUGAAAUUAAUUGGUUCAACAAAAAAGUAAUUAAAAAAUAUUAAUAAUUAAAUAAAAAUUGACAAUAACUUCUAUUCUAUGUAUACUGCAAAGUUAAACGGUAUACUUUGCGCAUACGCAAUGUGCUAGAUUGCGUUAAUCAACAAGGUUCUAUUCAAAAUGAAGUUUAAAAUGUUUACUACAAAUUGUAUAUUAAAGGCGAAAGGGCAUGAAAAUCUCCGACUGAACAUUCAGCAAACGCAUUGCCUUUCAGUGAUUAUAAUGUGAAAAUGUCAAACUAUUUAAUAUUACUCAUUUCUGCUAACAGUAUUUUGAAAUUUUUACUAAUACUUACAACGUAAUCUCUUUAAAUGUGCGAGUUUGCGCGAGUUACUAUUCUUAACUUAUUCGAUAAUGAUAAGUGCAAGCGUCUAACGGCAUUUUUUAACGAAUUUCGAUUUCAUAUUAUUAUGAAUAUUUAUAUAUAAUAUAGUAGUUUUAAGCUAAAAUGGAAAUUUCGAAUCAAUUACUCUUGAUUGCCUUGGAUUAAUUAAAUAUUAUUGCUAAAAAAACAAUAUUUGUGUGUUUAUAAGAAAUUGGAAAAUUAUCUUUCAACUUGCUAUUUACUAAAUAUAAGGCGCUUUAAGUCUCGAAAGAAAACCAUUAACUACCUAUUAAACUGAAUACCUGUAUACUUAAAUUUACUUAGGCGUACUUAUUUACAACCAUAUGUGUUUUAAACUAAAAAAAAAAUAGUAAAAAGAAUUUACGUUUUUUUUUCGUUAACUUUUAAGUAUUUAUUUACAUGCAACAUAAUUAAAGUAAAUGUGUGUUCUUAUUAAGAGAGUGGAGCAUAGCAUAACCGUUAAAGAAGCUCCCAUUUUAAGAAUAAUAAUAAAUGUUGUUUAAAAAAAGCUCAUGAUAUACAACAAAUACCAUACAUACAAACAUGAUAAGUGAAUAGCGUUUUUUGUAAGCUACAACAAACAUUAGAUUUAUAUAUAUAUAUAGUACAUACAAAUGUAUGUAUUUAAAUUGAAUUUAAAAAAUAAAGUUGUUAAAUGAGUUUAUAAUUCAAAUAAAUGUAAUCGACGUUACAAUAACAAUGGCGUUCAAAUUUAAUCGCUAUACAUAUUUACAUUACAUUUCAUUCAUGAUUCAAUUACUUUCACACCACUACAUUUUAUUCAUUCAAUUUACGCUUCAAAAU